AUGGAGUGGUUGAUUGCUGCCGGUGGAGAUGCCAACAGGAUCUAUAACUUCAAUUGCAGCGAAAAGUACGCGACGCCUGAAGAGUUCACUCUGAAGGAUGGUACACCUCGUCCGGUCCUCGGAUACAUCGAUUUGCUCUACGGAACCAUUAUCAUGAUGCUCUAUGUUCCAUGUCUCUGUGUGAUGAUGCAGAAGGAGAAUAUACGUCUUUCGUGUUUCAAAAUCAUGUUUUUGCUUGGUUUCAUCGAUUUGUGUGCCAUUGGCGUCAACUCAGUAACCACUGGAAUCCUUCUAAUCGAGGGAGCCGUCUACUGCUCCCACCCAAAUGCAAUUUUCAUCGCCGGCUCCCUGGGACUCGGUCUCUGGUGCGCAGCCUGCCUGAUUUGUCUGAUUCUUGUGCUCAAUCGUGUCCUAGACAUCCUCUUCCCAACCUUGGUUAAAAAAUACUUCUCCGGAUCGCGAACCACCAUGGUUCUCAUGAUUCCAGUCGCGUACGGACUCUAUUUCAUCUUUCUCACUCCCCCACUCCUCUUCACUUCGAAAUACCAAGCCUGGUUCUUCGACCCAUUCAUCUAUGCAGACAAGACCCUGGAGUACCAAAACUACCCACAUACUGCGAACAAUUUGUUCAUCGUGGUUGCCACAUGUGCGCUUUAUGGAUAUUUUUGUGCCGCUAUUGCCAAGCAGUUCAGGAAGAGGGUGGAGUCGACUAAUAAGAGAUCUCAUUCACAGGCUCACGAGCUUACUACUUCCCAACCUCUGAUCUCUUUUCUUCAGAUCUUCCUCCAAUCCACACUCAUCUGCUUGGUCAACUUUGUCGCCGCCAUGGUCUACGUCUACAUGCAAUUCUUCCCAGUCGCCGAUUUCGUCAUUGUCAUCGGACACAUUUCCUGGCAACUCGGACACGGAUGUCCAGCGUUCAUCUACCUCUUCAUGAAUACCACCAUUCGUAGUGGGGUCUCCAGAAUGUUUAGAUUGAAGAGAUCUCAUGUUCAUACAAAAUCCACUACCACUGUCUCUAUGGUCGGUCAACACGGACAUGGUCAUGGACAUGCACCACCAGCUCACUCCAGCUCAAUUCAUUGA
Messenger RNA from Caenorhabditis briggsae, 1086 nucleotides. RefSeq names its product Protein CBR-SRT-41 (gene Cbr-srt-41). The coding region runs from base 1 to 1086 and encodes 361 amino acids. The transcript has 6 exons. The record is from RefSeq and is a predicted model, not a curated record. NCBI's taxonomy places the organism in Eukaryota, Metazoa, Nematoda, Chromadorea, Rhabditida, Rhabditidae.